Penaeus indicus is the source of this 6853-nucleotide messenger RNA. Its product is annotated as serine/threonine-protein kinase SIK3-like. The transcript has 15 exons. Bases 10 to 2523 code for a protein of 837 amino acids. The record is from RefSeq and is a predicted model, not a curated record. Gene Ontology annotation, cellular component: cytoplasm. Gene Ontology annotation, biological process: protein phosphorylation; intracellular signal transduction. NCBI's taxonomy places the organism in Eukaryota, Metazoa, Arthropoda, Malacostraca, Decapoda, Penaeidae. Gene Ontology annotation, molecular function: ATP binding; protein serine/threonine kinase activity.
CAAACCAAAAUGGCAACCAAGUGCGUGUGUGUUUCCGAUUAUCAGAUCGAAAAGACUAUUGGCAAGGGGAAUUUCGCGGUGGUCAAGCUCGCAACGCACACCAUAACCAAAUCCAAGGUUGCUAUUAAAAUAAUUGACAAAACUAAAAUAGAUGCAGAAAACCUGAGAAAAAUUUUACGGGAGAUAGAGAUCCUCAAGAAGCUGAGGCACCCAUAUGUCAUCCGCCUUUAUGAAGUUAUGGAAACAGAGCGCAAGAUCUUCCUGGUCACAGAAUACGCCAGCUACGGGGAGUUAUUUGACUAUGUUGUAAAUAAUGGGAGAAUGAUAGAAAAAGAAGCAAGAACCAAAUUCAUGCAGAUUGUUGCAGCACUGCGCUAUUGUCACAAACGUGGGAUUGUCCACAGAGAUCUCAAAGCAGAAAAUUUACUCUUAGAUAAAGAUCUUAAUAUCAAGCUGGCAGAUUUUGGCUUCAGUAAUUUCUAUACUCCUGGUGUCUUAUUAUCAACAUGGUGUGGCUCACCUCCUUAUGCUGCUCCAGAACUUUUUGAAGGCAAAGCAUAUGAUGGCCCAAAGGCAGAUAUAUGGAGUUUGGGAGUUAUAUUGUAUGUCCUGGUGUGUGGUUACCUGCCCUUUGAUGCAAAUACCCUGCAUACCCUACGGUCAAUUGUUGUAGCUGGGAAAUUUAGAAUACCUUUCUUCAUGUCUGCAGAAUGUGAGAAUCUGAUAACAAAGAUGCUGCAAGUGGAUCCAGACAGAAGAUUAAGUAUAGAGAGGAUAAUGCAACAUAAAUGGAUAACACAGGAAAGUCUUGAUCCAAGAAUUGAUGAAGUGUUACAACAUUACAAUACUCCAGAGAGUGACAAUCCUCCUCCUGACAAUGCUCAAGUAAUAGAGCACAUGACACACAAUAUUCCUAGCCUCGAUAGGGAGAAAAUCCUUCAGUCCGUGCAUGGGGCAAGGUUUGAUCGUAUUAGUGCCAUAUAUAAUCUUCUUGAGGAACAACUGAUAGAAUCAGCUGCAUCUUCCCCUUCGAUAGCCUUGUACCCACAGCCACUCCCAGUUGUUCCCACACAUCACAGAAAGUCAUCCAUUACCACAGGUUUUGUAGACAGAAGUCCAGUGUCAGACACUGAAGAACCUGCACAAGCUGUACCACUCUUCCCCUGUUCCCCUCUUCCUCCUAACCCAUCCAUUGCCUACGACCCUUUCCAGGCCUCUUCCUCUUUUGAGAAGUAUGGUGAGCCUGAUGUAAGUGGGGAAUCUGACAAUGAUGAACCCAACCAGCGGUCUGUGGAUCAGUAUCGGCACUCUAGGAGACACACAGUUGGUCCAGGAGACACUCAUCAUGAAGAGGUGAGAGGUCAGCUCCAGUUAUUUGGCCCCGGAGGAUGUGUUGUGGGCACCCACCAACAACCACCAGUGUCCAUCUUGCCUCAGACCAAUCUUCCACAGAACCUCCCUCUGGUGCAGGAUUUGCCUCCACAGAACUUCUCAACAAAAGAUCAGCAUCUGUUGAAACCACCUCCAUGCAUGGGUACUGGCAGUGGCUUAGGAAGACGUGCAUCAGAUGGAGGGGCCAAUCUACAAAUGUACUUCCAGCGGCAGUUUGAAGGAGGGUGGAGUCAUCCUAAUAGUCAAGAACAAAUUACACAGAUGGGACUUGGGGUAAGAGGGAUGGGUGGCCACUCGCAGCCUCUGCCUCAACAGGAAGACGAGCAAAUUGUUGUGCACAAAGAUGAGAUUGAUCCUUUAGACGUUGCUAAGUACAUAUCAGGCAGAGGUGGUAGUCAGAGAGCCACUUUGCCUCUGGUGGGACCAAAAGAUGUUCAGGAGGCCCAGAGAAAGAUGACGCCCAAUAGAUCACGGAGAACAGGCCUUCUCACUGUAACUGAAAGACCCCCUGUAAUAACUCCAGAACUAAGAAUGGAAGUAGAGGAACGUAUGAAAAGACCCUACGUUCCAUCUCAUCUUCAAGUGCUUUAUUCCAAUGCAUCAAUGGGGAAUACUCAGUUAAAUCCCAGCCAAGUCACAGGGGGCAUAACAACUGGCAUCCCUCCAUCAUCAAGUGCAAAUGCCACUAUUACACCAGGCAUCGUAUCAGGCAUUCCCCAUCCCCACACCCCCAAAAGACCUCCGAAUCCUAUUCAUCAACCGCACAACCUGUCGGGCCAUCCUUUCCUCAGCUACAGCUGCUGUUCCACAUCCCUUACAAUGUCCUCAUCCUCUCCUUCGUUUUGUUCUCAUGCGUCCUCGUAUUCCUCUCCUAAUUGUACAUCUUCUUCUUCCUCCUCAUCGUGUUCCUCGUCCUCUUCUUCCUAUUCCUCCUCCUCCACUACCCCAGGAAUAAUCUCAGGUAUCCCACCCCAUAACAACAACAACAUCAACAACAACAAUCCCAGGCCAAAACAUACGAGAAAGAGAAAGACCGGCCUUGCCACAGUCUUGGAAAAUAACAGGCUAGAUUCGUCAACGCCAGAUGAAACAGGUUGCGUCAUAGUGGGUAAUUAUUAUGGGCAUUGCUAGUAUUUUAAUGGGCCAGUAAAACAAAUUCCUUUUCAGACAGAGUUGGAGAAUGCUUUCUUUUGAAUGGAAGCUGGAUUAUAUCCAAUUUUGUGUAAAAUUUUUAGGAAAGUGUAAAUACUUAAAAAUUAUAUUAGUCAAUUAUGAUAUAUAUCUGAGCUCUUAUUUUGUCAAAUUUGGGAUUAUAUUUACAAUAUUUGUGAAAGGGUUUUAUAAAUGACUUGUGGAAUAAACUAUUUAGUGAAUUUCCCAUGCUAUUUAAGAAAUUAGGUAGAAAAAAGCUUCAAGCAGUUGUAUGUAGUUGAUGUGUAGCAUAUGAUAGUUGCAUAGACUAUGAAAACAGAUCUGUGAUAAUGGAAAGUGAUAUAGUUGUUUUAUGAAUAAGCUGCAUGAUAAUGUGAAUGAAAGCUUGGCUUUGCUUCAUUGGGCUCUGUCCAGUUCCCAUUGCUUGCUCUGUUGCCUUGCAGCACAUGUAUAUAAAUACCUGACAAAAAGCAUGAAGUGACAUUUAUUGGCCAGAGACUUUGUUGCAUUUUUAACGAGUUCACUGAUGGUAAUAUCAACAAUAAUGAUAGUAAUAAGAGAAAACGAAAACUUUUGUUAUGAUAUUCUGACUGUAAUUGUAUAUAAGAAGACCUUUUGAAAAUAAAGUUAAUCAUAAAUAAUUUUGGUCCAUUUGCAAAUGUGUAAUCAAAACCAAACUUUUUGCAAGUUAUGGCAUACAUAUAUUUAAUGUUAAAAUAUGAAGCAGAAGACAUUUGUUACUAUUUUUUUUGUGUGUGUGUAUGUGUUAGUAUACCUUUUUCAUGUGUAUGCUCAUCAUCAAUGUUUAACAGUUUUCUCACUUCAGGGAUAUUUGUGUGUGGAAAAGGACAUUUAAUGGUGCUUGUAGUUUCUAGUUGUCUAUUGUGGCCCUCGUUUAAUUAGAUUAUACAAACAUAAGUGUAUGAUUUUCAUGUAAACACUUGCUUACUCAGGCAUAUAUGGAUGGUUACACACUUUACUAUAUGCGUGUGCUUACACAUUCACAAGGUCAUGUAUGUGCACUUGCACUUAGACAUUAAAUGAAUACACAAUUUUGUGAUUACUUUUUAUCAACUUUAUCUGGAAUAGUGAUGCCUUAGUAGACAUUGGUGUUAUAUCAAGUUGUCUAUUUUGUUUUAUUUCUUUUCGAUGGAAUAUGUUCAUUUGGAUAUUCAUUGCCUCAUAAGAAAUGUAUAUAGUAUCUCAAAGUUUCUUGGGAACAUUAAUUUUCAAGUUUUUUAGUUGUAUGAAGAUAACUUGAGCUUCCCUUAUAAUCAUUGAAGGUCUUUACUGGUUAUAAGGACAUUUCAAAGCUCCCUAGAAAAGCACAUCAGAAUUUUGAAGGAAGCCAGACAAAGGAAUUGCAAUGAAUACCACUGCUGUCAUAGUCCAUAGGAAUAUAAGUAAAAGUCUUAUCUUAUACAAAAAAGGUUGUAGGUGUUCAAAAAAUAAACACAGUUCAUUAUAUUUGUCAUAGGGUGGCUUGAUAAGUGUUCAACAAAAUAAUUGAAUUGGGGACAAAGAAGUGUUUUAAGGUGUUACGAUAUCUGAAGAAGUAUUUAUUACUUCUUUAUCUUUACGUAUCAGUCCAUUAGCAGAUCUUCCAUGCCUUUGAGCUUGAAGAGAUAUGUAUUACAUUAAUAGAUUAAAGUUGAGAAAAAAGGUUAUGCUAAUAAGAUAAGCUUGGAGAGAAUGAAUGUCUGGGGUUUUCUGCAGUUACUGGAAAGUGCAGAGAGGUUUUAUUUACUAAUGAUAAUAUGACUCAAGUUAUGGCUUACGAAAAGAAUUAACUUUGAAUGAACACUCUCUCCAGAAUAGUAAGAGAGUAAUUUACAGUGUUAACACCACUGAAGUAAGGUCAGUCUUAACCCUUACACUGUUUUCCAAUUUCAAGCUUUCACUUCUGAACAGAGCAUAAUAAUUAAUGUUUUCGUGUAUGUAUACGACAUAUGGAAUAUAAAAUGGUAUGAGCCACUUAUUUUAGUAAAUAACUUUAUCAUUCAACAUUUUGAUUUUACUUUUGUCACUGAGCACUUUAUAGAAACAGUGAUUGGGUCAAGAGGACAUGGGUUAACGGUAACAGAGGACUGCAUGAAAUUUUAAACUGUAUGAAUGAAUGUCAAGAUAGCAGUGGUUUCCAAACUAGUUUUGUUGAGUAUAUGAUGGAAAAGUGCGGAGUCAGAUGGUUAUAUAUUUAAUAUUAAAGAAUGUUUCGAUAUUUACAGCAUUUUUCACAUUAUUCUAUUCUUAAGCCAGUGACAAUUUGUCUCUAUAAUUAUGUAACUGACUUUGAUAUUCAUUGGAAACUUUAAUAAUUUCAUUAUAUUCAAAAGUAUAGUUUAGUUAAUUUUUAAUAUUUUUUCUGGUAUGAUAUCAUUGAUUCUUAUUAGGGUGAAAGGUAUAGAGAGCUAAGUAAACAAUUUUGUUUAACCCCUUCACGACGGAUGACGCCCAUAGGUGUGAAAACAAACUGCUCGAAAUGUGGCGUGCGGCUGUACGCCGUGGUGGCGAGCCAAAGCGUGGCGAGCUGGUGAUUCGGCCUGAUGUACCGAACUCCUGCACUCAAAGUUGGCACGCUGCCAUUGAUCGCCAGAGCGUAGAGUUUUUUUUAGUUUUCUUCACCCGUCACCAUUGGGUUAAAACUGUCUAACUAUAUGAGAGCAUAUUACUUUUUUAACCCAUUGGAUCAGGAUGAUUCACUGCCAUCAUGUUGCCCAAAUAUAAGCAUUAGGCUUACAUGAGCAGCCAAUCUGAUGGGUGUGUGGCUUGCAGGCUGGGCAUACAUGAACACUUGUGCGCGGUGACAAGACUCUAUGGUUCCCCUUUGCAAUGUUUAUUUCCUUUUUUUCUACAUAAGCAUUUUUAUUAUUUUUGCCAUUUUCCAGUGUUUAUAUUUGUCAUUUGAUUUGAUUUAUCCAGAUGACAUUAAGCUAUAUGGAAAUUAACUAUAUCAAUAUGAUAUUAAACAAUAAGUAACAUAUUGUUUUUGGUGUAAUUUUAAAAUAUUUUUUGUAAUAUAAUUGUCCUCCCUGGAGCAGGUGCUCUUCCAGUCAUGGCUCAUGGACAGUACAUUCCACACUUGUUUAUUGAUUGGAAUAAUAUAAAAGCCCCUUCCUAAAUGUUUAUUUACCUAUGGCAAAUCUUUCCUGUCACUUAGGCCUUCAGGUGAAAUACUCAUGAUGCAAGUUUGUGUCACCUCAGCCCAUAGCCAAAUUUUUUCAUGAUGUGAUGGUCAUGUCAUCCUGAUCAUAGGGGUUAAGCAUAUAGGUAUGCUCUUAUGAAAUCAAUUUAUUGUUUAGGAAAUUGCCACUGUGAUUUUGGAAGCCACAGCUAAAUUGGGAAUGAUAAAGGCCUGACACUUACAAGAACAUGAUAAAGUUUAAAAAAGUAUGUUAAAAACUAAAAUGUAAUAAUGAAUUAAAAGGUCUUGAAUACUAAUGCAAGUACAGACUUAAAAAGUAGUGAAAUAGGUAAAAGAAGAAGAAAAAAAUGGCAGCCGCAUAGCAGCGAAGACAGGGAGAGGGAGAAAACAGCUAGAGACAGCAGUGUUUGAUUUUAACAGUGCAAGGCAUUAGUGAGAGACAUCAGCGUGAGGUAAAAUAUGAAUUUAAGAUUUGGUGUUGAAGCCAUCAGUCAAUUACAUAUUGCUUGAAAAUAUAGUUUAGAUGAUAAUAACCUGCAUGAUUUUAUCAGCUUAGGAAAUAUUGUUCUUUCAGUAUUAACUGUAAGGUGAGCUUAUAUAGAUGAUAUUUCCUGGAAAGGUAACUUUCAAGGUUAUUGUGUAUUCUACAUUAAGUAGUACAGAAUAUCUUUUCUCUAAGGAGCAUUUAGGGAAUUGAUAUAAAAAAAUAGAUUAUGUUAUUAUUCUCUAAAGUUGUCAACUUUACUUGAUUUGAUAAAUUGAUGUUGUCCUUAUUUAUUGUGUAUAGUAAAGAAGAAGAAAAAAUCUAAUGGUCAGAAUACUACUUAUAGCGUUUGUCCUGUAGUCUGCAUGAUAUAUUUCAGGGGUUCUGAUGCUGUAGCUGUGAAAGUAGAAUGCUGUUACGUGAUCAGUUAUUUUCUUUACUUUAAGAGUCAUAGUUAGAGUUGUUAUAUGAUAAGUUAAUUCCAGAUUCAAUGCAUAGGAUCAGGUACCUCAUAGUGAUAUAGAUUUUUAUUGAUAUCCCAAUGAGAUGGAAGAAUGUAUGUCAUCUUACUAGAUAUAUAUCAUAGUAGGCGUAAUUAGAAUAUGGUAUAUUGAAAAUAAGAAAUCUCAAGUAAUUCUGUCGGUGAAGAAGGUCUAUAAAAAGUCUGAAAUGUAAAUCUAGUC